Perca fluviatilis (European perch) is the source of this 1074-nucleotide messenger RNA. RefSeq names its product chloride intracellular channel protein 6-like. Lineage: Eukaryota; Metazoa; Chordata; Actinopteri; Perciformes; Percidae. The transcript is spliced from 4 exons. The record is from RefSeq and is a predicted model, not a curated record. Bases 128 to 937 code for a protein of 269 amino acids.
ACCUAGCCAAACCCAGCCAGACCCAGCCAGACUUAGACAGACCCAGCCAGACCUAGCCAGACCUAGCCGGACCAAGACAGACGCAGUUGGACCCAGUUGGAACGGUGCGUUCAGUGUCUGGUCCAGGAUGUGGAUCUUCCUGAUGUUGCUCUGCUUGCUGGGUCAGAACCAGGCGUUUCCAUGGGAACACAGCAGCUUUGGGCCACUCCAGGAACAGCUGGACCAGAGCACACCUUCUCCCGUCACCGGACAGACAUCAUCUUCCUCUUCAUCGUCUUCUUCCUCCUCGUCUUCAUCAGAGUCCUCCGAGAGCCAGAGUUCAGAGACUCAACAGCUGAGAGUUGCAGAUGGAAUCUCCCCCGGUGACGGCAACCUGUGGGCCAAUCAACUGCUUUCACUUGGAGACAAAGACACCGGGGACGCUGGAGAAGCAGUGGACACCGUGGAUACAGGGGACACCGUGGACACCGUGGACGCAGGGGACACCGUGGAUGCCGUGAACGCAGGGGACACCGUGGAUGCCGGGGACACCGUGGAUACAGGGGACACCGUGGACACAGGGGACGCCGUGGAUACAGGGGUCACGGUGGACACAGGGGACGCCAUGGACACGGUGGACGCAGGGGACACCGUGGACACGGUGGAUGCAGGGGACACCGUGGACACAGGGGACGCCUUGCAUGCCGGGGACGUGUCCCUUCCUGUGGGCGGGGCCUUUGUGGAACAGGAGGCCUUCUCCCCCCUCCCGUCUCUACGGCAACGUGGCGAAGCUGCCUCCGUAGUGGGCCUGUCCAGAGAAUAUGUGGGCGGAGCCAGAACAGAUGUGGGCGCAGAGUUUCCUCGCUUGUCGGACAACAGCGCAGAGUUUCCGGUGAACUUCGACUCAGCGCACCACGGUUACUAUGGAGACGAGAUGGGGCUACAGCUGCAGUUGUGACAAGGCCACGCCCCCUUCUCCUGUCGACCAAUCACUAACUAAUCAUUAUAACCUGAUUUACAUCUAAUGUACUCCGUGUGUUUCAGAAAGCCUGUUGUAACAUCUGGCACAUUUAUAUUAUAAUAUACUAAUUAAUA